UGUGUGUGUGUGGUUAGACCUGCCUGCCUUGGAGUUCACUUCAGACUUCUAUCGCGGACUUGGAACGACACCUCCACACAAAACGAUUCGCCGCAUCAGUCCGCAUCAGGCAGCGUUCAGAGCAACAGUUCACCUGCGUCCGAAGUUCCCGAACACUUUCCAGUCUCAGCACUCCUCGCACAGAACACGACCAUAACCUACCCAAGACAAGUCCCGCUCUCGUUCUCUCUCUCUCUCGCUCUCUCUCUUUCUCUCUCUCAAGACUUGAGCGAUGGAUUCAUUUUUGACAAUCACGGCUGCCCUUCUACUAGUUGGUUCUUUAUCUUCGACUGCUUCGAGACAAUUCGACACUGAAUGUUACACAGCCAAUGGAGAGGACUACAGAGGCUGUCAGAACCAGACAAGCCUCCUGGAGGGCAAGCCCUGCCUCUUCUGGAACGAAACCUUCCAGCACCCCUACAACACCCUCAAGUACCCCAACGGAGAGGGUGGUCUUGGCAGCCACAACUACUGCAGGAACCCUGAUGGUGAUGUCCAGCCGUGGUGUUACAUCGCUGACCAUGAAGACGGAAUCUACUGGAGAUACUGCGACAUACCCACCUGUCAGAUGCCUGGUAACCUGGGCUGUUUUAAGGACAGUGGCGACCCUCCCACCCUGACAGGGAGCAGUCAGACCUCUAACAAACUCACCGUCCAGAACUGCAUCAGCUUCUGCCGUAAACAGAGAUACAUGCUUGCCGGGAUGGAGUCGGGUUAUGCCUGUUUCUGUGGCAACAACCUGGACCUGCGUCUCCAUGGCAAGGCGCCCAGCAUGGAAUGCAACCACGUGUGUUUCGGUGACCACACCCAGCCUUGUGGGGGAGAUGGAUGGGUCAUCGUCUUUGACACUCGAGUGGGGGCGUGCGGGGGUAACUACUCUGCGCCCUCUGGGGUGGUGUACUCCCCUGACUUCCCUGAUAAGUACGGGGCCGGGAGGGUUUGCUACUGGACUGUCCAGGUCCCUGGAGCCUCCGUGAUCCUGUUCAACUUCACCUUCUUUGACAUCUCGGACCAGACAGACAUGGUUGAACUACUGGACGGCUACACCAACCAGGUGGUGGCGAGGUUUGACGGCCGUACCCCUCCCCGGGAGCUGGUCAACGUCACUGGAGACUUUGUUAUCCUCUACUUCUACUCAGACCGAACCAACCAGGCACAGGGCUUCGCUGUCACGUAUCAAGCUCUGAGAGGCCUGGACACCAGGCCUAUGGAUGAGGAAGAGGAGGAGGAGGAGGAGGAGGAGGAAGAGGACACCAGUACGGUGGAGCCUCAGCUGGGAGGAGUAACGGAGAAGACUAACGGUCGCUCCUCACAAAUCCUCUACGUGAUAACAUCCAGUCCUGGUAAACCGGACCACAACAUGCCAGGUCAGUGGGUCGGACCCAACGGUACCAACGGAUACACCUCUAAGUGGACCAUCUACACUCUGGCUGCUCUCCUGACUCUGACAGUCAUUGUCAUGGUGACCAAACUACUGCUUCAUGUCACAGUCAAAUCUCCCAACACCCCGACCAUCAGUGGUUCAGAGAGCUGCAGCGGUCAGAGUUCUGGGUCUGAGCCCUGGAUCAUCCUUUACCAGCCCUCCACCAUCUCUCUUUUCAAGAAAAAGCUAAAGAACCACCACGGAGACCUCAGCCCUCUGGUGGGCAACUAGGGAACUGCAGUCUGGUAUACUACCGCCAUCACUACUGAACCCUGUACCAGGGCCUACCGUACCAGAGCUAGCAACAGAGCUGGCCGCCCCAAACCAAUGAGACUCCAUGGGGCACUGAGCUACAAAGCUAACAUGCUAACUAAUGACUGAUUCACUGACUCACUGAGAGACUACUACCAAAAUGGUCCAGACAGGGCUGUCUGUGUCUGCUGUGUACAAGGCAGGAGAGGAGAGGAGAUGUACAAACAGCUCAAGGUGGACAUUUUACUGCAGGGCACUCAUAUUCUUGGGGUUCUACUUCCAUUGUCUCUCCAUGGAUGUCUGAUAGAUUAUUGAAGUCCUCCUCUAAAGACAAGGGUUGGCUGGGGCCAAAUCAGAUUCCAGUUUCCACUGGACUCCUCCAGAAUGCAGGUCUUCCAUUGUAACUGUUUCCAAGUGGGGCACAAAAUGACAGACUACGCAUCUCCCCUCAUUUAAUAAUCUGCGAUCAACAAAGGGAGCCAUGCAUAUUCCCUGUCAGUGACUGUAACUGGUGUCUCACAUAGAAAAAGGGGGUUGAAUCCUGAUCGUUAUCAAGGGACGAGGACACCAACCCCGUCAUAUUACGGUACAUUUAACUCUAACUCAGUUAUGUAAGUACAAUUAAUACCACUAUGGACAAUCGGCAGUUAUUGAACCACAACAGCCAGCUAAGCCUGAAAGGGAUCCCCCUUUCCUCUCAGACAGCAAUGAGUUACCUGUAACUAUGGUGUGUUAUGUAGGCCAGUGUUUGAUAGAGAGAGAGAGAAGAGAGGUGAUUUACCUGUUCUAUCUGGAGCCAGGAGAAUGGAUAGCAUGAGUAAGUCAUACAGAAAGAACGUAUAUAUCUGGAGCCAGGAGAAUGGAUAGCAUGAGUAAGUCAUACAGAAAGAACGUAUAUAUCUGGAGCCAGGAGAAUGGAUAGCAUGAGUAAGUCAUACAGAAAGAACGUAUAUAUCUGGAGCCAGGAGAAUGGAUAGCAUGAGUAAGUCAUACAGAAAGAACGUAUAUAUCUGGAGCCAGGAGAAUGGAUAGCAUGAGUAAGUCAUACAGAAAGAACGUAUGUGCCGGUGCUGCAUAUGUCUGGAUUUAAUAACCCCCCCCCAAAAAAAGACAUGCAUACAGAGAACAAAAUAACACUUCCUCACUCUCUCUCUCUAUGCCACACUGCCUCUGGAGGAAACCAUGUCAGAAGUCUCUCCAAUGACUUGGGCUGGAUGGAGGGGGAGAGGGAAGUAGGGAGAGGGAAGUAGGAAGGAAACAGAAGGAGAAGAAAGGUAGAGGAGGGUGGGGUGUAAUUUAACAACUGCCGUUUUAAGGUCCCGAACGGUCAUACGGAUUCCCAUGUAAAAAAGCCUUUUGAGUGAUUAAAUAUGAAUAUCACCCAUAAUAUUUGUGGGGGAUUGAAACGCUUGCGGAUGGCUAACGACGAGGAAGUUUGAAACGCCUAUGUCAAGCAACGUGAAUACAGUGAGCAGUGUUGCAGUAACAUCAUCUCAAGCUAAUUUGGUGAAACACAAAACAACAUUGACAUUGCAUCAAUUAUGUAAAUGUUUCGCACAUCUCCCGUUUGGCUCUUGUCUCUUGUGAUGCGAUCCACAGCAGAACUGACGGUUGUGUUGACAUGACAACUACAUCAGAGUUUUGAGCGUUCCAUGCUGGCUGAAAACCUAGCUAGCCAUUAACUAGCUAACACCAGACACAGAUGAAAGAGGAGACAUAAUUAUCUUUGCCAUAGAUGAAUAGGGUAGACUUUUAAUUAUAUUUGCUGACACCCUACAGUCAAAGUUUGGCACCAGUAGAGUAGCUAUCUAGCUAUAUAAACAACGCCCCUCCAAACACAUUUUCUCCGAUGUUGGUUACAAGGUGGUACUUAUUUAAAUUAGGUAAGAGAAUACUAUGUUACCAUUGGUGUAUUAAAAUGACUGAGUUAGGGUGAUGUCAACCUAUACCCUUAAUAAUCCCACCUCCUUAAUCCAAGUGUUUGACAUGGGGGGGGGGGGGGGGGGGGGGGGGGGUGACCAGUAACCUUAUGGUCAAACUUCAUCAAUGUAGAAGCAACAGUAAAUUUUCAUACUUUGGUCAUCAUACUUAGAUCUGGUUUCAUCCACUUUUCAUCCAAUUUUAUGGAAAGCAUGAUUUUGACCUUUAAAAUUGUUUUUGAAAUGCUCAUAGGUUCUCUCUCUCUCUUUCUCUCUGUUGGCCACUCAGCUGUUGGUUCUGAUCUGGUUUGACUGGCUAUUGACUGGCUAUGUCCCAAAUAGCCCAUAGGGUUCUGGUCAGACGUAGUGUAUUAUAUAGGGAGUAGGGUGACAUUAGGAACACACACUGUGUUUAAGCCUUAAGCAUUUAAGCCUGCUACUAUAGGCUUCUCUCUUUCACUCCCUCUCCUCUCCUCUCCUCUCCUCUCCUCUCCUCUCCUCUCCUCUCCUCUCCUCUC
This is a messenger RNA of Salvelinus namaycush (lake trout), 4151 nucleotides long. RefSeq names its product kremen protein 1-like. Bases 272 to 1693 code for a protein of 473 amino acids. Gene Ontology annotation, cellular component: plasma membrane. Gene Ontology annotation, biological process: multicellular organism development. The transcript is spliced from 11 exons. NCBI's taxonomy places the organism in Eukaryota, Metazoa, Chordata, Actinopteri, Salmoniformes, Salmonidae. The record is from RefSeq and is a predicted model, not a curated record.